Molecule: messenger RNA, 1829 nt
Organism: Serpula lacrymans var. lacrymans S7.9
Lineage: Eukaryota; Fungi; Basidiomycota; Agaricomycetes; Boletales; Serpulaceae
Exons: 1
Coding region: 36-1769 (577 amino acids)
Molecular function (GO): protein binding
Source: RefSeq, a predicted model, not a curated record
CCGCUGGAGGUGCUGCUGAGGCAUUGAAGGCAUGCAUGAUGUUUCACCUAAGGCGGGGCGAUCCUAACGCCGUGCUGGAGCUCCAUGGGAAAUAUUUGCUGUCGUUAGGGACUAAGGAAGUGUGGGAGGAGCCUCUUGCGGUGGAAAACAAGACGGGAAAGGAUAACGGGUUAGCUUUGGGUCUGCAUACAGAAAAGAUCCCAUAUAAUCCUGCAAAGGUUUCGAUACUUCUUGCUGUCAUCACCGCCCAUGCAAUGUCCGAUUCGUUCGAAGGCGCGUUACGGGCUUUCAUGCAAUCCACCGUCCGAAUCAAUCAGGUUACUGUGAAGGAUUUCUUGCUGAACAUUCCUGAUGCGGCGCUUCGACGCAAGGUGGAAGCUUACAUACGACGGCUUGACACCGCAAGACUCGUAUCACAACCGUCCUUCUUAUCGAAACAGAUUUCGCUAUUGGCCCAAAAUCAGAACGUAGCCCGUCUCGAGAAGCUGUACUCGACCGUAAUCGACGGACUAUCCGGUUCCCUACCGUACCUAACCCUGAGAACCGAUCAGGCCACUUCCCAUACCCUCAUCAUUCUCGAAGUUAGUUGGGCGGCAUUCCUGACUGCAUUUAUGCAGUGUAGGCGCAGAGACCUUGCAGAGAAGUUGUGGGAUGAUGUGAUCAGACAUGGGGCACAGCCUGGCGUCAUUAUGUGGACUGCUCUACUUGAUGGGUACGACAGCAUGGGAGAAGCUGAUGACGCGUUAAAGGCAUGGCAAACGAUGAUAAGCCAAGGGGUGAAACCAGACGCCUUGACAUAUCGUGCUUUAAUCUCGACUCUCUACAAUGCAAGAAGGUCAGACGAGGCCAUCAAAUAUUUUGAAUCGUACGAGAACGAAUCAUCGAAAGGAUUGGUUGGUUCAUCAUCUGACAGUUUGUCCGUGUACAACACCGUGCUCCACGGUCUCCUUACGAACGGACAGGACGAAAAGGCUGUGAUACUACUGCAGAAGAUGCAAGACAAAAGUCCCAAACCUGACAUAGUGUCGUACAACACGCUCUUGCGAUAUUACGGGAGGAGGGCAGACUUCAAAGGCGUGUCGUCCAUCCUAAAACAGCUUACAGAGAAUGGACUGGGUGGAGACGUGUUCACAUACUCGACUAUCCUUUCCGCACUCCUCAAAGCUGGACGCACGGACGCUACGGACAUUGUACUGAAUAUCAUGAAACGGCAGAAUGUGGAGCCCAAUGCUGCCGUGUAUAGUGCAAUAAUUGACUACCAAGUUCGGGAACAGACUGAACAGGGCUUGAAGGGAGCGAUAGAGCUUCUCCAAAAGAUGGAGGAGAAUCCAGAGGCGCAGCCCAACGAAGUCACUUAUACGAGCAUCUUGGCAGGUGUUCACCGUGGCGUUUGGUCGAAUGAGAAACUGGCAGCGGAAUGCAGACAAUAUAUCCUAGGCAGAAUGAAGGCAAGAAGCAUCCAACCCAAUAGGGUGACAUAUCACAUCCUACUGCAAGCGUGCUUUGAUAACCCAGAAUCACAUGGUCUACAGAGUGCGUUGGGCUACUACAGAGAGAUGGUGAAGCGAAAGAUCCAGAUGACACAUGACACCUGGUAUAUCAUCCUGUAUGGACUGGUGGUAAGGGAAGAGUGGGCGGUUGCUGAUGAGAUAGUGGAUGAUUUCAACAAGAGUGGCCUUAAAUCUAUUGGACGACUGGCAGAUUUAGUGACGAGGGUUAGACGGCGGACUGUAAAGAAGAUGAGAUUAGGACCCAAGGCGUACAUUUAGUGCUAGAUAUUAUAAUCAAAUAUAUCAUUUGACUGGCUCAUCGAGAAGCUAACGAGGAUA